AUGCGAGGCUUCGUGUUUGCCGUCGUUUUGGCGUUGUGCGCCACCUUGGCGACUAGCGAGGAGAUCAAAAAUCUUCCCGGCGUCGACUUCGAGCUCAACUUCAAACACUAUUCGGGAUUCUUCCAGGUUUCCGACAACCACGUUCUCCAUUAUUGGUUCGUCGAGUCUCAAGAUGAUCCAUCGAACGAUCCACUGAUCUUCUGGUUCAACGGUGGCCCAGGAUGCUCGUCAUUGGACGGUCUUCUCAACGAAAUGGGACCAUACGUGGCGAAUGACGACGGAAAGACGCUUCGCGAGAAUGAGUAUGCCUGGAACAAAAUGGCCUCGGUUGUCUACAUCGAGUCGCCGGCGGGUGUUGGAUAUUCAUACGCUACCGAUGGAAACAUCACCACCAAUGACGAUUUGACCUCAUUGGAGAAUUACGAAGCCGUCAAGCAAUUCUUCACUGAAUUCCCACAAUUCCGUCAUCACGCCACCUACAUAAUGGGCGAGUCGUAUGGUGGAGUCUACGUGCCAACGUUGACCGCUAGAAUCGUUGAUGGACAAAAGGACUUCCCAAUCAAUCUGAAGGGAAUGGCUCUUGGAAAUGGAUAUGUCCAUGAGACAUUGAACAUCGACACGUCGGUUCGCUUUGCCUACGGACACGGAUUGAUCGACGAGAAGGUCUGGAAGACAUUGGAGCGCGAUUGCUGCAGCGGAUGCAUCGAGUCUUGCGAUUUGACCGACGUCACCGGACAAUGUGCCACAAUCGUUGAGGACAUCUUCCAGUUCUUGUGGUUCGGCGGACUCAAUCCAUACGAUUUGUAUCGCGAUUGUGAUCCGAAUCCGGCGAGAAAUUCGAAGAAGAUGCGUCAUAUGCUUCGCGGCGUCGCACCAAAAAUGGCCAACAUCGACGCGAUGUACAAGAACUUCACUCGCAACAGCCUCUACCGGUUCCUCAACGACAAGGACUCGUCGGUUGGCGCUGAUGUGCCGUGCUUGAAUGAUACUGAAAUGCUUGCUUACAUGAACAACCCGAAGGUUCGCAAGGCGCUUCACAUUCCAUUCAACUUGGGCAAAUGGGACAUCUGCAGCGACAAGGUCACCACCACCUAUCAAAAGCAGUACACCGACAUGGGACCAUUCAUCCGCAAGAUUGUCAAGAACCACGUCAAGGUUCUUCUCUACUACGGCGACACUGAUAUGGCUUGCAAUUUCAUGAUGGGACAGCAAUUCGCCGAUCAACUUGGACUUCGCAGAACCUUGAAAAAGACGCCAUGGAAGUAUGACCGUCAAAUCGCCGGAUUCAAGACGCUUUUCGAUGGAUUGACAUUUUUGACGAUCCGCGGCGCCGGACACAUGGCCCCGCAAUGGCGUGCCCCACAAAUGUACUACGUCAUUCAGCAAUUCCUUCUCAAUCAUCCAAUUUAA
Molecule: messenger RNA, 1410 nt
Organism: Caenorhabditis bovis
Lineage: Eukaryota; Metazoa; Nematoda; Chromadorea; Rhabditida; Rhabditidae
Source: the annotation of a GenBank genome assembly